Nematocida parisii ERTm1 is the source of this 805-nucleotide messenger RNA. RefSeq lists its product as uncharacterized. The record is from RefSeq and is a predicted model, not a curated record. The transcript has a single exon. Gene Ontology annotation, molecular function: RNA polymerase II complex binding. Bases 1 to 774 code for a protein of 257 amino acids. Gene Ontology annotation, cellular component: Cdc73/Paf1 complex. Lineage: Eukaryota; Fungi; Microsporidia. Gene Ontology annotation, biological process: transcription elongation by RNA polymerase II; positive regulation of transcription elongation by RNA polymerase II.
AUGGCAGAGGAUCCCACACUCAUACUUAGAAAACAAAUAUCUAAAAAUGCAGUGAUUAAGCUGGACUCAGAUAAAAUUACCAUUGGAGAGAAUACCUUCCCUGUCACCACAAAAAGCACUUACACAAACUCACGGGACCUGCCAUAUUCCCUUGCUUCUAUAUGCUAUCUUCACGUAACAAGGACUCUUGAUCACGGUGAGUACAUUGCAUCAUGCAGGUCUUCUAAUAUUGAACCUGUCUCAUACUUGGACAGAGAAAGGAUUCUUUCUGAUCUUCUGGCACCUCUCCCUCUUACAAAAGUAUCUGUUAUGAGAAGGCCCAGGAGGCAUCCUGUCUUAAUAACACACUUACUUGAGUCAUAUGAGGAGUUAAAGGCUGUGCAGCCUUCUGGCAUGCAGUAUAUUUUACUCCCACGAGAUGACUCUUUAAUAAGAUCCACUUUAUUCACAGAGCACAUUAAAAAUAAUGAAGACAUUGUAACAUAUGGCAAUUAUAAAUUCAAGCUGAUAAAUGACCCAGAGGAUGCAGAGUCAUUCGAUAGAAUUUCGGCUGUGUUCUUGGACGGCUCUGCAUGGCAAUUUAAUGACUGGCCAGCCGCACUUACCACACGCAUGAGUUAUAUUCCUGUAUUCUUUCUAGCACAGGGCAAUGCCCCAUCCGCACCGGCCCUUCCUUUUUCUGUGACUAUAUUAAAGGAAGACGCACUAGGCGACGAUUUAAAUAGAGCUUCAGUUGCAUUCUGGUCUAUUAUGGGUGUUCCCUUGUUAGACUAAUCAAAUCAUUCCUAGUAAAUUAUCUUUUUCU